GAUCUAAAUCGCUCUAUAGCCUUUUGGCACUACGACUAAGGUCUAUGGGUUACGUUGUCGUUGUACCUAAUUUCACAUUAUAUCCUCAGGGCAAGGUUGAAGACAUGCUUUCAGAUUUAAAGCGGGUUCUGGUCUGGACAAAGGAACACAUACAAAACUACCAUGGAGAUCCCAAGGAUAUCUACAUGAUGGGACAUUCUAGCGGUGCUCAUUUGUCUGCGCUU
Messenger RNA from Paraglomus occultum, 224 nucleotides. The record is from the annotation of a GenBank genome assembly. NCBI's taxonomy places the organism in Eukaryota, Fungi, Glomeromycota, Glomeromycetes, Paraglomerales, Paraglomeraceae.